UUGAUGCUAAAAGCCUGCUCCGCUUACAUCCAAGUUCUAUCGGGAUACGCCGGUGAGCAGAAUAAGCACGUUCAGGUUUAGUUUCUGACUUAUACAUUAGCACAUCGCAACUUUUCCAUGUUUCUUGUUAAACAUGACGUCUUCUGCGACCACGUUUUCAGGCAUAGACUCUCACACCCGUGUAAAGACGAAAACCAACCCAGGAUUCCUGCAAAGAUUAGGUGACACAGCAGGAGGAACAUUGGUUGGAGUCGGGUUUUUUUUCCUCUCCAUAUACGUUCUUUUCACCAAUGAGGGACGGGCUCUGAAGACGGCGUACUCCCUCGACGAAGGUCUCGCUCAGGUCGUGUCAGUGGAUGCUUUUGCCAACCUCGACCCGCAGAACGAUGAUUCCCUGGUUCACCUGUCUGCACAGCUACGCACUUCACAGCCCCUGCAUGACCCCAACUACGGAGUAUCCGUGCAGGCAGUGAAGCUGAAGAGGGAGGUGGAGAUGUAUCAGUGGGUGGAGUACAGGGAGAGCAAGGACUACCAAGAGAAUGGUGAAACAAAAACUGAGACCACGUACUCCUACAACACUGAGUGGAAAGCAGAGCUAAUCAACAGUCGCAACUUUGAUAAGGAAAUUGGUCACCAGAACCCGAGCGCCAUGGCAGCUGAGAGUGUCACAGUCGUGGCUCCUCAAGUUCGCACAGGACCUUUUACUUUGUCUAGAGGACUGGUGGAGCAGGUGAAUAACUUCCAGACGCUGACUCUCAGAGAUUCUACGACGUCUGACUCGGACCAUUUCUUCACCAUCAGUGACAAUUAUUUCUAUCACACCCUUAACCCGAAGAGGCCAGAGGUGGGAGAUGUCCGCGUGAGAUUCUCCUUUGCGGGACUCAGCAGUGAGACAUCCAGCCUAGGCCCUGCCCAAACUGUCAGCGUUGUGGCCAAGCAGAAAGGAGACCAGCUGAAGCCCUUCAGGACCAAGGCAGGGGAUGUCUUGGAGAUCUUGUACCUGGAGGAGCUCUCUGCCGAGGAGGUGUUUGAGAGGGAGCAGAAGUCCAACAACAUGAAGACAUGGGGACUGCGAGCCGCGGGAUGGGCGCUCAUGUUCCUCAGCAUUCAGCUGACUAUGCGCAUCAUCUACACUCUAGUGGACUGGGUUCCUGUCCUCAGAGACGUGGUGUCAGCUGGGCUGAAGAUCUUUGCCCUGUCCGUCUCCUCCUCCCUCUCUCUCAUCAUCAUUGCAGCCGGUUGGUUGUUUUAUCGGCCACUGGUGGCGGCAGCUUUGGGAGCGUUGGCUCUGCUUCCAGUGUUUUUAGCACGAGCAGGACUUUCAGCCAAGAAGGACCAGUGACUAAUAAGCUGAGCCCCUUUCAUUGUUGUUUACAUAUUUACAGUAAGUAUGUAUUCUUUAAGUGCAUGUGUUGCUAACGUGAGACAUGGCUAUUACCAGCUGUUUUAUACCACAAUUGAAUUAAAUUUGGACCGUUUACUUUGUUUAGACCGUCUCCUAAAUACCAAAGACUUAAGCAGCUGUAGUUCCUUUUCAUGAACAAUCUCAAUGUGUUGGAUUUUAUUUGAACAUUAAUAAACUGUAACCUCUA
Molecule: messenger RNA, 1592 nt
Organism: Nerophis ophidion (straightnose pipefish)
Lineage: Eukaryota; Metazoa; Chordata; Actinopteri; Syngnathiformes; Syngnathidae
Product: transmembrane protein 43
Exons: 12
Coding region: 134-1342 (402 amino acids)
Biological process (GO): nuclear membrane organization
Cellular component (GO): nuclear inner membrane
Source: RefSeq, a predicted model, not a curated record